Messenger RNA from Gadus macrocephalus (Pacific cod), 1514 nucleotides. RefSeq names its product Allantoinase, mitochondrial. Gene Ontology annotation, biological process: allantoin catabolic process; purine nucleobase catabolic process. The record is from RefSeq and is a predicted model, not a curated record. Gene Ontology annotation, cellular component: cytoplasm. NCBI's taxonomy places the organism in Eukaryota, Metazoa, Chordata, Actinopteri, Gadiformes, Gadidae. Gene Ontology annotation, molecular function: cobalt ion binding; allantoinase activity; zinc ion binding. The transcript is spliced from 11 exons. The coding region runs from base 100 to 1488 and encodes 462 amino acids.
GCUGCAGGCCUCCAACAUGCUGUCACACAUCACACAGACAGGUCUGCAGCAUCUCAGACCUCCCGUUGAUAGACAGCUGUCAACGUCAGUCGUCUGAACAUGGAGCUCGGUGCGACCGUCUGGGCCGUCAAGAGCCGCCGUGUGCUGCUUGGUGACGUCAUCCAGCCGGCAGUCAUCUACGUCAGAGACGGGAAGAUCCAGAGCGUCCGGCCCGGCAGCGCGCUUUCCGAGGACGAGGAUUCUUGUGAGGUGUGGGACGUGGGCGACCGGGUGGUGAUGCCGGGCCUGGUGGACAGCCACGUGCACGUCAACGAGCCCGGGCGCACGUCCUGGGAGGGCUUCUGGACCGCCACGAGAGCCGCCGCCGCCGGGGGGGUCACCACCAUCGUGGACAUGCCGCUCAACAGCAUCCCCCCAACCACCACGCUGGGGAACCUGGACGAGAAGAUGUGCGUGGCCGAGGGCCAGUGCUUCGUCGACACCGCCUUCUGGGGCGGGGUCAUCCCGGGGAACCAGCUGGAGCUUCGGCCCAUGGUCUGGGCCGGCGUGGCGGGCUUCAAGUGCUUCCUGAUCCACAGUGGCGUGGACGAGUUCCCCCACGUGGUCGACGCCGACCUCCACGCGGCCAUGCAGCAGCUGCAGGGCACCGGGAGCGUCCUGCUGUUCCACGCUGAGAAGGAGGUUCCCGAGACGAUAGAGGAGAGCGGUGACCCGUGUGAGUACUCCACCUUCCUGCGGUCGCGGAAGGACGUGAUGGAGGUGGAGGCGAUCCGCACCGUCACCCAGCUCUGCCUGCAGUACCGGGUCCGGUGUCACAUCGUCCACCUGUCCUCGGCCGAGCCGCUGGCUCUGAUCCGGGGGGCCCGGGCGGCGGGGGCCCCGCUGACCGUGGAGACCACCCACCACUACCUGACCCUCUCCUCCGAGGACAUCCCCCCCAGGGCCACGCAGUUCAAGUGCUGCCCCCCCAUCCGGAGCCAGGCCAACCAGGAGCAGCUGUGGGCGGCGCUGAAGGCCGGAGACAUCGACAUGGUGGUCUCGGACCACUCCCCCUGCACCCCCGAUCUCAAGAACCUGGACACUGGAGACUUCAGCCAGGCCUGGGGAGGGAUCUCCUCCCUGCAGUUUGGUCUGUCACUCUUCUGGACCUCCGCGAGUGGGCGGGGCUUCCAGCUCUCGGACGCGACGCGACUCCUCUCCCGGAACACGGCCCAGCUGUGUUGCCUUGACGACCGCAAGGGGAGCCUGGCGCCGGGCUACGACGCCGACCUCGUCAUCUGGGACCCGGAGCGGGAGUUUGUGGUCCAGGAAGGAAACAUCCACCAUAAAAACAAGGUGACGCCCUACCUGGGGGGCACGCUGCGGGGACUGGUGCACGCCACCCUGGUCCGCGGCCAGCUGGUCUACAGAGAGGGCUCCUUCUGCCCCAAACCCUUGGGCAAGCACCUGCUCGUCUCUCCACGACAGCCUCAAACCCCCAAACUCUGACCCUAAUAAAACCGUUUUAUAACUCA